AUGAGCAACAUCAACAACACCAAUGACUAUGUCACUGUUAGUGAGACUUCUUCAAAGAAGUACAAUGCUGCCCUAACCGAGUUCAACUCAAUAUUUCUUGUUGGAAGAGAAUUCUCUUCAACUGUAGCUGUCCGUGAAGCCACCAAGGCAUAUGGUGCUAAGCAUAAUAUUGCACUCACCACAUAUUCUUCUUUAAGCACCCAUAUAAGAAUGAUUUAUAAGCACUAUGUUGUUUUGGAAGCCUCUGUCAACCAAAAAACCCCUGUUCCUGGGUGCAAAAGAGAACGUGUAAAGGAUACCCAGAAGAGUGGUUGCCCUUGUUUCAUAUAUGCUUUGGAAAAGAAGGAUGGAAAAGUUUUAGUCCAUUCUUGUGAGACAAAUCAUAACCAUCCAAUUGUGGAAGACCAUAGAGCAUAUGCUCUGUAUCGAAAACUUUCUUCUGAAGCCAUGAUUCUUGUUACAAAGCAUCUGGAAGAUAAUAAUAAUGAUAUUGAGAAUAUUAAGCAGCAUUUUGGAAAGUCCAAGAAUGGAAAGGAAAUGUUUAGUUUUACAACAACACUACAGGAUCUUGACUUCUAUGUCAGAUACACUGUUGGUAAUAGUGAAGAAAACAAGAUAAGUAUGGUCUUCUUUGUCCAUAAAUACUGCAAAAUUGGGCUUAAAUUAUUGCCUAACAGACGUCUGUUAUUUUUCAUAAUAGAUGAUAAAUACAUUGUAACUCCAUAA
Messenger RNA from Phycomyces blakesleeanus NRRL 1555(-), 726 nucleotides. RefSeq lists its product as hypothetical. The record is from RefSeq and is a predicted model, not a curated record. The transcript is spliced from 3 exons. The coding region runs from base 1 to 726 and encodes 241 amino acids. Lineage: Eukaryota; Fungi; Mucoromycota; Mucoromycetes; Mucorales; Phycomycetaceae.